UUUUGAAAAGGUGAUCAUAACUGAAAAGAACUGAAAUGGAGCUCGAAGAUUAUUCCAAUUUGACUCCAGUGCAAAGGUUUUUCUACGGGAAGUCUGUGUUUCUUACUGGAGUAACUGGUUUGGUAGGAAAGGUUUUGCUGGAGAAGCUACUACGAUGUUGUCCAGGAAUAAAAACAGUUUAUGUGUUGGCGAGGUCAAAGAAGAAUUUAAACGCUCGCGAACGAUUAGAGAAGAUUUUCCAAACAGAGCUAUUUAGCAAAGUGAAACAAGUGCAUCCAAAUUUCCGCAGCAAUGUUUGCAUUGUGGAAGGAGACAUAACCCUGAAUGGACUCGGACUGUCAUUGGAAGAUUUCGGAAAGAUUCAAGCCCAUGUUUCGAUCGUGAUGCAUGUAGCUGCAAGUGUGAAUUUCAGCAGCCCUUUGAAGUAA
This is a messenger RNA of Uloborus diversus, 428 nucleotides long. Its product is annotated as fatty acyl-CoA reductase wat-like. The record is from RefSeq and is a predicted model, not a curated record. Gene Ontology annotation, cellular component: peroxisome. The coding region runs from base 36 to 428 and encodes 130 amino acids. Gene Ontology annotation, biological process: long-chain fatty-acyl-CoA metabolic process. Gene Ontology annotation, molecular function: alcohol-forming very long-chain fatty acyl-CoA reductase (NADP+) activity. Lineage: Eukaryota; Metazoa; Arthropoda; Arachnida; Araneae; Uloboridae. The transcript is spliced from 3 exons.